This is a messenger RNA of Periophthalmus magnuspinnatus, 3015 nucleotides long. RefSeq names its product BCL2 interacting protein 2 (gene bnip2). Bases 626 to 2002 code for a protein of 458 amino acids. The record is from RefSeq and is a predicted model, not a curated record. Gene Ontology annotation, biological process: apoptotic process. The transcript is spliced from 11 exons. Gene Ontology annotation, cellular component: cytoplasm. NCBI's taxonomy places the organism in Eukaryota, Metazoa, Chordata, Actinopteri, Gobiiformes, Gobiidae.
GGACAGUGGUCCUCUGGCGCCCUCUGCCGCCGCUCGGUGGACAGGCAGCAGAAGUUCACCGGAAGCGAAGCUAGCGGACACUGUGAGCGCUGACAGGCAACAACAAACUUCUGCUUUUACAGAAAAACUCGGGCUGUGGUGUAAAACUGGCGCGGGGGAGUCACCGUUUAACUCGUGCGCAAAUGUGCUAACUUAGCGGACACAUAUUUCCCGCUAAAUCCCUAAGACAUGCGGUAAUUAAAGUAUGCCGCUGUGAUUAUGCUAAGUUGGCUAAUGCUAAGUGCGUGUAGCGUGACGGCAGCAUUCCCCGCAGAGGAAGGAAGGAAACUGAGCUGUGCGCUUCUGCAGAGCUAGCACACUUUAAGAGGGCUCCCAACCACCGUGACGCACUUUGGAAAUGAUCCUGCCCCAACUUUUUUAGAAAUAACUUUAGUGAAUAAGUUAUGACGUCCAGGAGUCCAAGUAAACAGCCAGGGACUAGUUUUACUGAUGGUCAGAGCCAAUAGACACGAGCCUGUGGACAACUUGUAGCAUGAAGCUGUCUCAGAGAUAGAGCUUCACCAAACGGCUUCUUCAAGACAUUUUUGGAAUAGUUUGCCAAAGCACUGACGCAAAGGACAACCCCAUGGCAUCGGAUGUGAUCGAAACUCCAGCAGUGCUACGUGAGAGAGCUGUGAACAAUAGCGACACCUCGGAGGCAGUCACGCCCAGAAGGAGCGCAGAGGAGCGGGGCAGCGCGCACCCGUCCAGCCCGUCCACCUCUGGAGUGUCCGGGGAAGGAGACGAGGAAUACGACCUGGAGGAAGCACAAAGCACCGACGUGUCUGCAGCUGCUGAUAAACCUGCGAACGAUGGGCUAAGUUUAACCCAAACACAGGACACAUCAGCGCCGAGCCGUGAGCAGACUGCGGGGAAGAGGCGAACAACCCCGGGCAAACUUUCUCCAAGCAGCCCCGCGCCCGCUGGAAGCCUGGAGCGCCAAGAGUCCAUCUCCACCACAGAAGCACGUCUGCGGAUGGAAGGAGUGGAGCUGAAGGAGGAGUGGCAGGAUGAGGACUUCCCUCGUCCACUGCCAGAGGAGGAGCUGGAAGACGAGCUUUUCGCUGGGACCUCUGGAGACAUGGACGGUUAUGAGUACGAGCAGGGGGCGAAGAUGAGGAAGAAGCUUGCGGCUCCAGACAUCAGCCUGACGUUGGACCGCAGCGAGGGCUCCAUCCUCUCGGACGAACUGGACGAGAGCACAGAGCUGGACCUGGACGCCAUGGACACGCCGUCCGACAACAGCAACGAGUUUGAGUGGGAAGAUGACCUGCCAAAGCCCAAAGCCACGGAGCUGUUGGAGAAGGGCGUGGGCUCGGUGCAGGAGUUUACGGCCUCAGAGGAGAGGGAGGAGGGGCGCAGAUGGAGGCUUUUCAGGAUUGGAGACCAGGAACAUAAAGUGGACAUGAAGGCCAUCGAACCUUACAAGAGAGUCAUCAGCCAUGGAGGUUACUAUGGAGACGGUUUGAACGCCAUCAUCGUAUUCGCUGUGUGUUUUAUGCCUGAAAGCAAUCAACCAAACUACAGAUACAUUAUGGACAAUUUAUUUAAAUAUGUCAUUGGGACAUUAGAGCUUCUGGUGGCUGAGAAUUACAUGAUAGUUUAUUUGAAUGGGGCCACAUCACGCAAGAAGAUGCCAACUGUCGGCUGGCUGCGAAAGUGUUAUCAGCAAAUCGAUAGGAGGUUAAGAAAGAAUUUAAAGUCUCUCAUAAUUGUGCAUCCAUCUUGGUUUAUCCGCACGCUGCUGGCCCUGACAAAGCCUUUCAUAAGCUCCAAGUUUAGUCAGAAAAUCAAAUACGUCUUCAGCCUAUCAGACCUGGCAGAACUGGUUCCCAUGGAGUACGUGUCCAUCCCAGACUGUAUCAAAGAGUUUGACCAGGACAAAAAUAAGAAAAGCCGUAAAAGAGUUGACCAGGAGAUGCACGGCAAAGUGGAGGUGGCGUCUGCUGCGGUUCCUGAGUGAGCCCCAUGUUCAUGAUGAGGACCAGCACCUGAAGACUCGCCUCUGGACUGUUGGGGAGAAAAGACUGGAUCCACUGCUGUCUGUUACCCUGCGGAACCCUGCCAACUCGCCAUCCCUACAACCUAUUACUGUCUGUUACCCUGCAGAGCCCCACCUACUCGCAUCCCUACAACCUAUCACUGUCUGUUACCCUGCAGAGCCCCGCCUACUCGCCAUCCCUACAACCUAUCACUGUCUGUUACCCUGCAGAGCCCCGCCUACUCGCAUCCCUACAACCUAUCACUGUCUGUUACCCUGCAGAGCCCCGCCUACUCGCAUCCCUACAACCUAUCACUGUCUGUUACCCUGCAGAGCCCCGCCUACUCGCCAUCCCUACAACCUAUCACUGUCUGUUACCCUGCGGAGCCCCGCCUCCUCGCAUCCCUACAACCUAUCACUGUCUGUUACUCUGUGUAGCCCCGCCUACUCGCCAUCCCUACAACCUAUCACUGUCUGUUACUCUGUGUAGCCCCGCCUACUUGCCAUCACUACAACCUAUCACUGUCUGUUACAUGCGAAGCCCCACCCACUUGCCAUCUCUACUGUUACCUUGCAAAGCCCUGCCCGCUCAGCAUCUCUACAACACGUCACCGUCUGUUACCCUGCAAAUCCCCGCCCACUGGCCGUCUCUAUCCCCUUCCAUCUUUUCCUCUGCUGGAAUCAUGAAUAUUUGUGUCUUCUUGUCAUUCACACUUUCUUCGAGAUGCUGUUGUUACUGGUGGAUGCGUGUUCUGCUCUAUAAAUGUCUAUAUUUAUCUACGAGACGCGGCCUUGGAGAGAAUUUAAUAUAUAUUUUAUGAAUGCGCAGAUUUUAAACCAUUUUUGGACUUUUUCGUAGAAGUGGAAUGGAGCAAUUUUUCACAGAGCACUGCUGCUGUUGGAAUAGUGGAGCCGUCACUGGAGCCGCGUUGAGCUGGUGGACACUCUGAGACGGUUCCAUGAGCUUUUAUUCAAGUAAAGUCUUUCACACAAUC